This is a messenger RNA of Chelonia mydas (Green sea turtle), 2768 nucleotides long. RefSeq names its product zinc finger protein 436. The transcript is spliced from 4 exons. The coding region runs from base 127 to 1923 and encodes 598 amino acids. Gene Ontology annotation, biological process: regulation of DNA-templated transcription. NCBI's taxonomy places the organism in Eukaryota, Metazoa, Chordata, Testudines, Cheloniidae. The record is from RefSeq and is a predicted model, not a curated record.
UGCGCGGGAGGCGCAGGCGCGGGGCCGUUAGGGCCGUUGGCGGCGGGCGGGGCCUUCCCGGACACCAGGGGCGGGAGGUCGCUGCCCGGGCGGAGGAAGCGGCCGGGGCCGGAGCCGAGCCCGGCGAUGGCUGCAGCGGGGCCGGCGCAGCUGCGGGUGGCGUUUGAGGACGUGGCUCUGUAUUUCAGCCGGGAGGAGUGGGAGCUCUUGUCCCGGCCAGAGAAGCAGCUGUACCGGGACCAGAUGCUGAGGAAUUACCGGACCCUUGUUUCCCUGGGCUAUUCAGGUUCCACACCGGACAUAAUCCACCAGAUCGAGCUAGGGGAGCCAGAGCUCUGGACCUGGGAUGCUGAGAACUCCCGGCAAAGCUCUGGGCCUGAGAGCCCCUCCUCAGCAGGACUCAGGAUCCCGGGAGGAACGAGGACACAGUCUGAAUGUGGGGAGGGCGCAGCAGGAAAGGAUCCCACAUCCCACAGAGGGAUCCGUGCACAGGACACAGUCCAUCCCCGGGGUAAACUCAGCCAGAGACUGGACCUGGCUGCACACCAGAGACUCCCCAUCGGCCAGCGCCCGCACCGCUGCAUCAAUUGUGGCAAGAGGUUCAGCAACUCCUCCGCGCUGACCCAGCACCAGCGCACGCACACUGGGGAGAUGCAUCGCUGCGCUGACUGUGGCAGGAGCUUCAGACAGUUCUCAAUCCUGAGAAUACACCGGCGUACGCACACCAAGGAGCGGCUGUACUGCUGCACUGACUGCGGCAAGGGCUUUGCACGGAGCUCAAACCUAAGAAUACACCAGCGCACGCACACCGGGGAGCGGCCCUACCACUGUGGUGACUGCGGCAAGAACUUUGCAGAGAGCUCAACCCUGAGACGACACCAGCGCAUACACAGUGGGGAGCGGCCCUACCACUGUGCUGACUGUGGCAAGAGCUUUGCACGGAACUCAAGCCUGAGAACACACCAGCGCACGCACACUGGGGAGCGGUCAUACCACUGUGCUGACUGCGGCAAGAGCUUUGCACGGAACUCAAGCCUGAGAACACAUCAGCGCGCACACACCGGGGAGUGGUCAUACCACUGUGCUGACUGUGGUAAGGUAUUCAGCAGUGCCAAGACGCUGACCCUUCACCAGCCCAUGCACACCGGGGAGCGGCCACACCGCUGUGCUGACUGUGGCAAGGGCUUUGGACGGAGCUCACACCUGAGAACACACCAGCGCACGCACACUGGGGAGCGGCCGCACCGCUGUGCUGACUGUGGCAAGGGCUUUGCACAGAUUUCACACCUGAGAGUACAUCAGCGCACACACACCGGGGAGCGGCCGCACCGCUGUGCUGAGUGUGGCAAGGGCUUUGCACAGAUUGCACACCUGAGAGCACACCAGCGCGCACACACUAAGGAGCGGCCGCACCACUGUGCUGACUGCAGCAAGGGCUUUGCAGAGAGCUCAAAGCUGAGAAGACAACAGCACACAAACACCGGGAAGCGGUCGCACCGCUGUGCUGACUGUGGCAAGGGCUUUGCAGAGAGCUCACACCUGAGAAGACACCAACGCAUACACACCGGGGAGCGGCCACACCGCUGUGCUGACUGCGGGAAGGGCUUUGCACAGAUUGCACACCUGAGAGCACACCAGCGCACGCACACCGGGGAGCGGCCACACCGCUGUGCUAACUGCGGCAAGGGCUUUGUACAGAUUUCACACCUGAGAGUACAUCAACGCACGCACACUGGGGAGCGGCCGCACUGCUGUGCUGACUGUGGCAAGGGCUUUGUACAGAUUUCACACCUGAGAGUACAUCAGUUCACCCACACCGGGGAGCGGCCGCAUCGCUGUGCUGACUGUGGCAAGGGCUUUGUACAGAUUUCACACCUGAGAAGACACCAGUGCACACACCAGGGAGUGGCUGCACCACUGUGACGGUUCUGGCAAGAACUUCAGCAAAAUGAGUGCACUGACCAAGCACCAGUGCACGCACAAUGGGGACAGGCCAUUCCGAUGCACUGACUGCGGCAAGAGCUUUACAUGGGCCUCCUUGAUAUCACAUUGGUGCAUUCACAGCUGAGAGCAGCAGUACAGCUGUGCUGAUUGGGGCAAGUGCUUUGCUAGAUUGGCCAACCUCACCUGGCACCAGGUCACUCGCACCAGUGCCCCUCUGCCACCGCCAGGGCCUGAGGGGCUUCUGGCAGCCCGUGGGCCUGACGCAGCGCCAGCAGAUGGAGACCAGGGAGUGGUCCUGUCCCCAUGAUGCCAAGCAGAGACUGCGGGGGGGCAGGGAAGGGGACUUGGUUGAGCAGCGUGGGGAAGAGCAGACAGGUGGAGGGAAUUUAGAGCAGAUGGUCACAGCCUUCUCCAUUAGGGAGCUGUCCCCCCCAUGUAGGUGGGAUCCAGCCAGGUUUCUCUCUGUCUCCGUCCCAACUCACUCACGCAUCUAGCUGGGAUGCAGCCAAGACUCUCACACACACAUGACUCCCUCACGCAUCUAGAUGGGACUCAGCCAGGAACUUCCCCCCACACCUAUCUCGGUGCCAGCCAACAGGUGACUCUUGGGUAACAUCUAGAGGUGGGAUUUGCAGUCCUGUCUCAGUAUGGAUUGGGCUGAGGAGCGGGUCAGGACAGCCUGGUCUGUGUUAUUGAAAGAAGACUCAGGAACUGCUCAUGCUGUCUAUUUUAAAUAGAAAUGUGAUGAAGAAGAACUACAUCCCUAAUGUGUAACACAGGUCUGUCUAACCAGGUGUUUGUUUGCUAUUAAAGAAGUUGUUGCA